GUCUUCUUGACGAUGGGGACGAUGGAUGACCCGCUAAAUCCUACAUAGUCUAGAACGAGGAAUCCGAUGGUCUAAUUCGCACGUCUUGUGACCUAAUACGGUAAUAAAACGUCUAUUAAGUGGUCUAAUUUAGUUGCCAAGCCUUGGAAUUGGAGAACCCUUCUUACCCCAGCCCAAAAAGUCGAAUUUAACGGGGACUGAUAGAGCGAGUGCGGAGAAAUUACCCCGACGAGCCUUUCUUGGCUGGUACCUUAUAAACCUCGGGUCGUGAGCGUGGUACACACCGAGAUGUUCAGGCCCGUGUCGUGUACGCGUCGUGAGAGUAAGAGUGAGAAUAAAUCAUGCUCGGUCUGAAAUUGCGGCUCUCAGCCGGCUUGUUGCUGCUCAGUGCAGCUGCAGCACAGGCAAAGUACAUCGUACCUGGAGCUCGGUGGCGCGCAACUGACGGAAGUCUAGUUAAUGCUCACGCAGGCAGUGUCCUCUUCGACAAUGGGACGUUCUGGUGGUUCGGGGAGUAUAAGACUCAGGGACAGGCAGAAGGUGGUGGUGUAUCCGUCUACAGCUCCCCGGAUCUCGCUACGUGGACACCCCAUGGUCUUGCUCUAGAGCCAGUUCAAGGGGACCCUUAUAUUUCUCCCAAGAAUAUCAUUCAGCGGCCGAAAGUCGUGAAAAGCGAGUCGACGGGAAGAUAUCAUAUGUGGUGGCACGCCGAUAACUCUAGCUAUGGCCUCCUCCUUCAAGGCUUCGCAACGGCGGAUACAAUCGCCGGGCCUUAUACCUUUGAGAACGCUACGGCUCCUCUAGGAAACUGGUCGCAGGACUUUGGCCUCUUUACUGACUAUAAGGACGGUCGAUCGUAUGCUCUAUAUUCUAACGGCGAUAGCGUCCGUGGGAGAGACGUGUAUAUCACUUCAUACGAUAAACAAGUCGCAGCCCUUGACGAGGUCGUCCAUCGUUUUGACAAGUACGACCUCGAAGCACCGACCAUCAUCCAGACAGACAAGAGUUAUUAUGCUCUGAUGAGUCAUAAAACUGGAUAUAGGCCGAACAAUGUCGUUUGCUUCCGUGCGGACAGCUUGAGUGGCCCGUGGAGCCAGCCUUGGAUCGUUGCCCCGCUCAAUACCAGGACUUUCAACUCCCAGUCUGGCUUCACACUAAGGAUAAAUGGCCGAGGGAAGACGACGUACCUUUAUCUGGGUGACCAGUGGGAUUCGAACUCCAUCUGGGAAAGUCGGUACAUCUGGUUGCCCAUGAUAAUCGAUGACAACAAGAAAACGCUUGAAGUGGAAUGGCAUGAUGUAUAUGACCUAGACGUGAAAACGGCAGAUUGGCGCCCUGUGAAGGGCAAAGAGUAUUACGCGAAAGAUGCGACGGUCAGCGGAUCCGCAUUCAAGCAAGAAGCGAAUUUCGCUAGUGGUGGUACUAUAGUAACGGGGAUUGAGGGGAAUGAUAGCACCGUGACCUUCAAUGGUAUAAAGGGAACGGGCAAGCCUCAAUGGGUUUCUUUCUAUUAUCAGAACACUGAUGAUAUGGGCUUCGGGGACCAACCUGGUGGAAGCCCUGACCGAAUAGGUGGAUCAUGGCAACUCCGUCGUAUUAGCAGCGUUGUCGUAAAUGGAAACACAGAGAAUGUUGAGUCGUUAUUCCAGAGGGAUACGCAUAAGGGCAUCAUUCUAUCGACGCCGCUCCAGUUGACACUGGCGAAGGGAUCAAGCAAUACCAUCACAGUGGGCGGACUGUAUAAUGGGUUUCAUUAUAAGGGGGCAGACCUUGAUAAAAUAAUAGUCUAUCCACCCGAGGAUUAGACUAAUGGCGAUGGGCUCCUUGAGUUCCAACGUGUUAAUAGAUGUAGUUGGUUUGUUUAUAAAAGAAAAGGGGACGGCGGCAAUUGCCUCUAAAAAUGUAGGUGAUUUGUGAUCACCGCAAAUCGCACAGUUAGGCAGAAGGCACGACUCGAAGGUACUAGGAAGGUACUUGGUAGUACCUGCCCUCUUAUAUAUUCCGAAGGUAAACUCUACAGGUACAUCGUAC
This is a messenger RNA of Annulohypoxylon maeteangense, 2031 nucleotides long. Its product is annotated as carbohydrate-binding module family 35 protein. Gene Ontology annotation, molecular function: hydrolase activity, hydrolyzing O-glycosyl compounds. Bases 342 to 1805 code for a protein of 487 amino acids. NCBI's taxonomy places the organism in Eukaryota, Fungi, Ascomycota, Sordariomycetes, Xylariales, Hypoxylaceae. The transcript has 8 exons. Gene Ontology annotation, biological process: carbohydrate metabolic process. The record is from RefSeq and is a predicted model, not a curated record.